AUGCCAACAGAUCGACAGCCUAGAGCAACGCGUAUAGUCCGCGUUCGCACGGGCUGUUGGACAUGCAGGCGUCGCAAGAAGAAGUGCGACGAGAUUCGUCCGAUUUGCGGCGGCUGUUCACGGAAUGAACUUGGCUGCUCGUGGCCAACGAUAAUCCCCGGGAGAAGGAAUUCCAGGCCCGAGAAUGAGCUGUCAAAAGAAAAUGCGGAUUUGAGGCGAUUCAGUCUCGCUGAAACGAUUGACGAACACGAGGCGAUGAGAUUAUCGACAAGUCCAGCGUCAAGGCGGCAUUCCUCCUCAAUUUCGUCGAUCGGGUCGCCAUCAGUUACUGCUAGUGACGAUGCAGAUGAGCCUAUGGCACAGAACUCGCCAGCAGAUCACCGACGAAACUCAUCAACUGGAAGUACCAGUAACAGUGACAUCUCUCUGAUGCACAGGGCCCACGUUGGAAAUGUGGUGCCAAGAACAAUGUCCAUGCUACCAGGCUACGAUCCAGAAUCAUAUCAACUUCUCAGUCAUUAUUUGAGUACCACCGCAGACUGCAUGGCGAACGGAUCAACUCCGAUCAAUCCAUUUCUGGUCCAAAUUGUACCCCUUGCAUUUAGCAGCGAUCUUUUACUCCAACUUGUCAUCACUCAAAGUGCGGCCCAUCGUGCCUUUCGCCGGCGUGAUGAGACAGAUGCUGUCGCCCACUCCCAUUAUUCCAAAGCUAUCAAAUUAUUCAGACACGGGGUGACAGAAUUUAUCGAAGGAAAAGAGCCAAACCCACUCAUGUUACUCGUUGGCGCCCUUUUGAUGUGUUUCACCGAGACGGCAAAAGGCGACAUGACAGGCACAAUAUUCGACCAUCUAUCGGCGGCAAAUACACUGCUCGUGAAACUUCUUGCGCAGACGACCGUGAGCAUGAUCUCAAUAGACGCCCGACUCAGCGGACAGCUUUUUUUAAAUUUCGAGCUUGAGCAACGAGCACGAGAACUUCUACAAACGCAAUAUGUCGGAAACCUCUGCGGCUGCUGGCUUGAAUUACUUCUCCUGAUCCCUUGCAUCUUCGAUCUUGGCCGCCAGUGGAUGAUGGAUGAUGGUCCCGCGACGAUACCCACGGCAGACGAUAUGGCAAUGUUUGCGUCUAUUCAAGCGCAGAUUCUGCGAUGGUCACCUUAUCCAUUUGUGGUUUCGGAGGUCUAUCUUGCUGGGUUGAUCUUUCAGCAAGCCAUGCUCAUUUAUCUGUACACAUCUCUCGGCGGCUAUGAGCACACAUCGGAUGGGAUCUACAAUGGCCUCAUUCAGACGGCCGUUACAGAAGCAAUGACAUACCUGGCGGAGUUAUCCCCCGAAGCACGCAUCAAUUCCGGCUUAUGCUGGCCCAUCGCCGUGGUCGGUUCUUGCCUGAGUAAAACUGAGCAGCAGGACUGUCUCAGAACACGCCUAGUCGCGAUGGCGACGCAUUUUGGCUUGGGAAAUAUGCAGAGAACACUCCUACUUCUUGAAGUGAUGUGGCAGCUACCUCAAUCCGAGGCCGGACCUUGGAACAUCUGUCGGACAAUGCAGCAGAAUCAAAUUUGGAUUUCAUUUGCUUGA
This is a messenger RNA of Penicillium manginii, 1578 nucleotides long. Its product is annotated as Zn(II)2Cys6 transcription factor. The transcript is spliced from 3 exons. Gene Ontology annotation, cellular component: nucleus. Bases 1 to 1578 code for a protein of 525 amino acids. Gene Ontology annotation, biological process: positive regulation of transcription by RNA polymerase II. The record is from RefSeq and is a predicted model, not a curated record. Lineage: Eukaryota; Fungi; Ascomycota; Eurotiomycetes; Eurotiales; Aspergillaceae. Gene Ontology annotation, molecular function: transcription cis-regulatory region binding; zinc ion binding; DNA-binding transcription factor activity, RNA polymerase II-specific.